GUCUCUGAUUAUCGCGUUUCCUUCAUCCAGGGCUCCGGACUUAGCUCUUUCUGGCCUUUCGUAACGACGCCCACGCCACUAUUCAGUGGGUCUGUGGUCUCUGCGCUGCCGGGGUUAAUAUAUUCGGCCUCGAAGAACAGCCCACGCAUUCAGCAUAGCCUUGAAUUAUUUCUCCUUCAGCAGUCUUCAUACACCCUUCAGAUGCUGUCUCUGAACUGGAUGGACUGUCAAAGCAGUACAGCUUCGAAAUCGAGCAAUAUUCAAUGAUCCUAACGGGCUCAUCGCUUGCGUCUUGAGGAAAGCGCGAAAUUUCUCUAAUUCAUUCCAUUGCUGGAUGGGUUACAACAUCUUCAAAGGUGUUUGCUAGGGACCUUUGGGUGGAAAAUGGCCGGGCCGUGGCAAAAUUAUCCGCAAAGUUUUGGUGUGUACCCAAGCUACUAUACGACUUCGCAGAAUGCGCCGGACUUCACCCCAACCGCGGGGUUCUAUGGCAAUGUGUUGCCUUUCCAACAACCCGUUCUCGAGCGCCUACACACAGGUAUCCCGGAAUUUGAAGAUUUGAGCCGUCCCGUUAUACCACCUCAGGCCUCAAACAGAAUACGACGAAGGGUGAAUGCGGGUGGCGAGCAUGUCAAAUUCAGGCGGACAAGAAGCGGUUGUUAUACUUGUCGCAACAGAAGGGUCAAGUGUGACGAAACCAGGCCGAUAUGUGAACGCUGUCGGAAGGGCAAUCGUGAUUGUGUUUAUCCAGAGCCAGCAUCGAAUACAAAGGCGCGAAGAGAUAGCAACAAGUCUAGGUCAGCAAAAGAAGGCGAUGGUUCGUCGCCAGAUGCUGGUGAGUUCGAGGAUUUGAUCCACGAGGACGACGAUGCUCCAACCUCCGCCAUCGAUGAGCCUGAUAGCGCGACAAGCAACGAAGGUCCUAUAGUAGAACUUAGAGCAUCUUCUGAUCCUCCGCAUCAUGCUCCUGUCGUCAGCCCCUCUUCAUCGUCUGAUGGCCCCAAUGCACUUACGCGGGCGCAAACCAGCACACCAGUAGGCCAAUCUAGUCGAAGUAACAGUCGCCCCAGAGCCAUAGCGGAACUCAAGAUUCAGGAGCUCCCGGAAGAUAUCAGAUUUUACCUACAAUAUGCCAGCACCAAGAUGUCUCACCAUCAUUGGGGUGUGCGACUCGACCAUCAACAUUUUUUUCGACGGACUAUGAUAGAAUUAGCUUUAAGAUAUGACCCUUUGCUCUACGCAUUUGUCGGUUUCGCAGCAUACCAUUGUACCAUUGAAAAGCCGGACGGAGUAUUAAGAGACUUCUUGGGCUACUACCAAAAAUCAGUCACACUACUUAGACAAACUUUUAAACAGAAGCCUACAAUUGCUACUAUUCUGACCAUACUUCAGCUUGCCACAAUUGAGGAGUAUCUAGGAGACUGGGUCAACCUCAUGAACCACCAGACGGCAGCCUUGACGCUCAUCACCACACUAUACACGCCCGAGAAAAUGUGCGCGCACGAAAGUCUUAGAAAAGUUUUUCAAUGGUACGCACGCUUUGACGUGUUUGUGGGAAUACUGUCCGGUGCGGCCUCACAGCUGGGAAGAGAGUGGUUCGCAAGUCAACUGGACUUCUAUCAAAAGCAGUGCGAAGAGCAUCCAGAAUCGCUAACAUGGAAGUACGAAGAGAGGUACGCAUGGGCUAGGUUGACCGGCUUCGACUUGCGUGCUUUCAUGAGGAAAAAAGCGCUUGGGGAACUAAGCGAGGAAGAUUUUACCAAGCAAUUAGCUGUUUUUGAGGAUCAGGUCGAAAAUAUCUACACAAACAUCCACCCGAUGCUGAGAGACGAUAGCAAACGUCUUGAAGACAUUUCGGAAGGGCGCACGAAGAGCCCAGACGACAUCGUAGACCCCUACGAACCCAACGUGUUAUACGGCGGCGAGUUAUUCGACACCAACUUAGUGAUUCACGACAUGAUCAGCUUCGAAAUGCUCUACAAGAACAUGAUAGCAUCUACCACUGGCAAAUUUGAUCUUGGCGAGAUACGUGCGACCUGUUUACGAGAGUGCCAGCUCUACAAAGCUGUCACAUUAUAUUCUGGUUCCCCGCCAGGAAUCAGAUUCGGCAUGCAGGCGGGACUUGCGCUCUGUAUCUUGUUUCUACGGGCAAACGAGAAGGAGAUAUGGUGGGCUCGGAAACAGUUCGCCGAGAUUGAGGCAAAGGGAUACACGUAUCCAGUCGGUCUUCGAACACGGCUAGAAACGUUGUGGGGACUCGAUCUUUCGAACUGGUGGCUGCCCGGAGAGCAGCCUCGACUUGUCAAGCAGAUUCGAGAAUUUGUACGAUCGGAGCCGAGCGGCGACAAAGAAACGAGUUUGUACGAACUGAGGGGAAUUUUUACGGCCCUCCAACUUGAAAAUGCCUCCAGUCCUGACAGUUUGACUGGAACCAGCCCCUUGAUCAGCGAAAGGCCGGGCAUUGGUCGAGCGUCAUCGGCGCGAAGCAUGGCUGCCUUUAGCAGCGCGCAUUCAGAUGAUGCGCAAUUCGACUUUGACAUGCUGGCCGCGCAUGACCGCAACCAAGCCCUUGGAGAAAGUCCGGAUUUUGAAUGGACAUGAGCGACUUUGAUUCAAAAUCUCCUCACAAUUGUACUAUUCUAGGAACAUGUAAGAUUAUCAAGGAUAGGGGUUUACCAAGAAGCCCUAGCAUGAAGCACAUCAUUUUGCGAUCGUGAGUUGCGGUAGCCUGGUCUCCCUCCCCCACCACCCCCUUCCUUCAAGGGGAGAUGCGUGUGCAUGAGGGCAAAAGCAUGAAGGGAAAAAAAGGUUAGGUUCGCGAGAUGUUUCUCUUGAGUCGCAUAGCUGCAUCCGAAUCCCGCUCUCUCAUGAAGUCUGUUUGGUUGACAGCUCGAGUAGAGAUUGGCGGGAAAUUCGACCAACAAUAUCCAGUGCCAUGACUGUCCAAGUGCAAAUCAUUCUUUCGAUCGACCGCACGCAAAAGGCUAGCCCAUCCAGAAGGGCGCCGGCGAGUUGGGGCUCACGGGGGCCAGGGUGCUGGUCUCACCAUGCAGCAGUCAGUGCUUCGAGAAUCCGUGGGGCGUACAAGGGCUGCUGCUGAAGAACGCAGGCUAGAAGGUGACCACAGACGCAGCUGUGAUCAAGCGUCAGAAGAGGGUGACUCGAGGCGGGACCGGCGGGUGUCAAAACUGCAGAACCGUUGGGGGCAACAAUUUUUGGACGAUUUGGCAACAGGUGCCGCCCGCAGCGUGUGCGCCACAAACAGUCCCGC
Verruconis gallopava is the source of this 3271-nucleotide messenger RNA. RefSeq lists its product as uncharacterized. Gene Ontology annotation, molecular function: DNA-binding transcription factor activity, RNA polymerase II-specific; zinc ion binding; transcription cis-regulatory region binding. Gene Ontology annotation, biological process: positive regulation of transcription by RNA polymerase II. Gene Ontology annotation, cellular component: nucleus. The transcript is spliced from 6 exons. NCBI's taxonomy places the organism in Eukaryota, Fungi, Ascomycota, Dothideomycetes, Venturiales, Sympoventuriaceae. Bases 385 to 2601 code for a protein of 738 amino acids. The record is from RefSeq and is a predicted model, not a curated record.